AAUCCAUCUGGCCCCUCGAUAGGCCCUCCGUCCCCUUCCGCUGGCGCCGACGCGCCGCCGCCCCCUUCCGCGACGCCAGUGGCGCUCCCCCACAAAUUGGUCCGCGCCGCCGGGCGAGGCUGUACGCCUCCGGCUAUCCUCGUGGUGCUCACCCCCACCACCAUCCCCGUGCUGCUCCUCCGGCUAGAGCGGCUCCACCCCCUCUCCAGGCCACCGUCCGCUGGCCACUCCCUUCGGAUCCUAGGUUCGCCUUCUCCGGAUCCAAAAGUACUAGUGAGCUUUCGCCAUGUCGAGGCUGCGGGCGCUCUGGCAAGCUUCCGUGAACGCUACCAAGCGAGCUGUUGUAUGGAAUUCAGAAGAUUUAUUUCCACCAAGUGAAAGAUUCAUCUUCAAUUUCAAUUCAAAAGAUGAGGUGAACAAGUGGCACUUGUACUCGGAUUCAGAGUAUGGAGGUUUAUCAUCUGCAUCACUGGAGAUAACUGAUAGUGUUUCUGGUGGAGAUACUUCAUCAACUGGUGUCUUUUCUGGCAACCUCUCCUUAGAUAUGUCCCAGGGAUCACCAUGGAGGAUCAGGCGGAGUGGUUUCUGCGGAAUGCGAUCAAAGAAGUUUGAUGGUUACAUCGAUCUUGAUUCAUAUGAUACAAUAGCAAUGAAGCUCAGAGGGGAUGGAAGAACCUACAUAUCUACUAUAUACACAGAGAACUGGGUGAAUUCACCUGGACAAGAGGAAGAUAACUCGUGGCAGGCUUUCGUGUACGUGCCUCAUGGUAGCUGGCGAAUCCUGAAGAUCCCUCUCGAUAGCUACUUACCUACAUGGAAAGGAAAUGUGAUCGAAGCGAACAUGGAAAUGAAUCCUUCUCGCGUCGUGGGAAUGUCUCUCUCGUUGAAUGCAGAAGGCGGCAUUCCUGGUGCUAAGACUGGCCAGGCGAUUUUAGAUUAGACGUUGACUGGAUCAAGGCGAUGAGGGCACUGUGAUUUCUGCACUUUGUCUUUCGGCUUUCAGAUGAUGUUUCUGGGCCUGAAACUCCACAUGCUCGUUUCCUUCUACAGUAGUUUGCUUGCCGAGCUCCUUCACAAAAGAGGAUGUCAUCCUGUAUGCAGCUAUUUGUCCUACCGCGAUAGAUGAGUGCCAUCAAUAACCAAGAGUAUUAACGGUAAAACCAUCAUACCGCAGAAAUGCUUCACUUUGUAUCAGAGCAGUAACCUUGGAAAUAGUUGAAUAAAGAUUUUUCCUUCACGUCA
This is a messenger RNA of Triticum dicoccoides, 1242 nucleotides long. Its product is annotated as probable complex I intermediate-associated protein 30. Gene Ontology annotation, biological process: mitochondrial respiratory chain complex I assembly; mitochondrial electron transport, NADH to ubiquinone. Lineage: Eukaryota; Viridiplantae; Streptophyta; Magnoliopsida; Poales; Poaceae. The record is from RefSeq and is a predicted model, not a curated record. The transcript has 7 exons. Gene Ontology annotation, cellular component: mitochondrion. Bases 287 to 940 code for a protein of 217 amino acids.